AAUAAAAAUUGGAACAGCCUCGUUGCCGCUUAAAGUCUGGCACUGACUUGCAGAAGGAGCAACAGCAGACAGCAUGAGACUCACGUUGGCCUGGCUCAGCGUCUGCCUGGCGAUUUAUUGCGGCGGUGGCCAUGGCCAUGGCAAUGUGGUCCUAUCUCUGCCACCAUCGCUUAUCGCCACGGCCACGAAGGCGGCCUUGAGCCAACAGCAGCAGCAGCAGGAGCAGCAGUCGCCGUUGCAGCAAUCCCUGCAAUUGCCGCAACAGAAAAAGGAUGCACGCGUCCUGUUCGACAUGCUGCCCAACUCUCCAGCAGUGAAUUUGGAAUCGCGGACAAUGUCUGAGGAUUUUAAUCGAAAUGCAGAUGAUUUAGGGGACCGACAAUCAGCGCCGCAGGAAAUUGUACCAGAAUUGGGCUUUGGUGUUGGUGGCUUUAGUGCCACACCUUCUCAACGCUAUUGGAACAACCGGUGCCAGGGUCGAGCUGGUGCAUCCGCCAAGUGUCCGCAGGAGUAUUAUCGCACCAUGCUGGCCGCCAGGAACAAAGAGGCCCUUGCACGCCUACACUUGCAACUGAGUUCCAUGCAGGAUUCGGAUUCUGAGAAUAAUUCCUCCGAUUCCGAGGAGAAUGACACGGAUGAUGAUGAGGAUGAGACCAGCAAUGAGGUCUUUAUGCUUUUGACGGGUGAACAGGAUCUCAUCAAGUUUUUACACUGGGCCAUGCAACUUCUAUAUCCUAUGCAACGUUCUCCUGGUAAUUUGAGUGAUGGAGCAGCGGAAAACUAUUAUCCAGGCAUGUUUCUUUGGAAGAAACUAAAUCUAUCUGGUCAUUUGGAACCUCCACUUAUUGUAGAUGAGCCACAGUAUGUGUUAGUGCGCAGGGAGAAGCUAUUCGAUGGCUAUCAAUGGGGAGAUGAGGUUAGUCAGGAAAGUGAUCCCUUUAUACCCCGUGGUCGCAAGCACAACUCUCCGGAUCUGGACGCCUUGAUGAAUCGCUAUGAACCCUUUGUACCAAAUCGUGGAAAACGCGACAAGGUCAAGGAUCUAUUCAAGUAUGAUGACCUCUUCUUUCCGCAUCGUGGUAAAAAGCAUCGCAACCUGCUGUCCAUAGCAGACGAUCCCUUCUUUGCCACCCGGGGCAAGAAGCUACAGCUCCGGGAUCUCUAUAAUGUUGACGAUCCGUUUGUACCGAAUCGCGGCAAACUUCUGGGGGAUGACAACAACAGGCCGCAAAGAAUGUCAACGCAUAAAAUUAAUGGUUACGAUCAAUCAGUCAGGCCAUCACUGUCAAUGGAGGAUGCACUGGCUCCUUCUUCUUCUUCUUGGCGACUGGCCGCUAAUAGAUUGCACCCAACAAGAUCAAUGUCAAGUGCCGAUCAUCAGCAACAGCAGUUGCAGCAACAGCAAUUGCUGAUGUUGCCCCAACAACAUGUCCGCUUCAUUGGCAAUCCCAAUCACAUGCGCCAGCAGGUGAAAACAUCCUCCUCUUCGGGCUCCUUGGCUCCUUGGACAACGUCUGGCGUUGGUGGCGAACGCCUAAGGAGAUCUUUGCCCACAAGACACAAUUAACGCAAUCGCACACUCUAGCUAAUCCAUUGGUAAACUUCGGACAUGGACACUGAUUUGGACAAUUUGAACAUUUA
Messenger RNA from Drosophila serrata, 1641 nucleotides. It is a transcript of the gene natalisin, whose product is annotated as neuropeptide natalisin. The record is from RefSeq and is a predicted model, not a curated record. NCBI's taxonomy places the organism in Eukaryota, Metazoa, Arthropoda, Insecta, Diptera, Drosophilidae.